Molecule: messenger RNA, 1688 nt
Organism: Trichobilharzia regenti
Lineage: Eukaryota; Metazoa; Platyhelminthes; Trematoda; Strigeidida; Schistosomatidae
Source: the annotation of a GenBank genome assembly
UUACAGUCUGGUCGUACGUGAUGUACUCUUCCUUAUUAUUUAUUAUUAUGAAUUAAUCCACAUCUUUGUAAGUUUGGCGAAAAAUAUAAAAAAUCACCAAAUAUGAUUUUAACCAAUCAAAUUAAUAUGACAUUGAAGUUAUACAAAUCGAUCGAAUACAUACAUAAAUGUAUAUAAAUGUGUAUGGGCAGAUUUGUUUGUAUAUAUGUCAUUUGAGUGUGUGGGCUGCUAAAGAUUCAUUGAUCGAUAAAGAGAUCAUUUAAAUUUACUUACUUCCCUUGUAUUAUUUAUUUUAUAUAUACACAUAUAUUAGAUCUCAAAUUCUCCCACUUGAAACUGACACAUUCAUCAUUUGAAAUGUAUGCAAAAAAGUGUUUUGAGUAUUCUAAAAAAUUAUACAUUAUGUACUUCAUCGUUAACAUUAUUCUGAUGAGUAUUUGUAUAACAUCAUCAGGAGAGUCUAAUGUUUCAUCAUCAGCAUCUACUACUGAUACUGUACCCGUCGUUACUACAACUCAAGAAAAAUCUAUUCCUGAGCUAACUACACUAGCACCAUCCACUACGACGACGACAACAACAACAACAGCCAUCGCUGCUGAUACAACAAAGGCAACUGAAGGUGGUAACCCAAAAGAGAGCAAAACUGUGGCUGAAACAUCAGUCACCUCAGAAGUGAAUCAGACGCCUGAGACAACAGAAGAAACCAAACAAGUGAAAGAUGAAUCAUCCAGUACAAAUAAUCCUGGGAUUUUAUCACCACAUAAAAUCGAUGAAGAGCAACCACCAUCAAAAGUGAUGUUAGGUGAAGAGAAGACAAUAAAUGAAACUCAGCCUGUCAGUUCAAAUAUGGAGUCGAGGAAUGAAGUACAAAGAAAAGUAGCAGAAGAAGAAGGCGGGGACGAAGGAGAAGAAACAGAUAAACAAACAUCCGAUGAGAGUGAUAAUAAGAAGAGUGAAGAAAAAGAAGUUUCAGACAAAUUAGGCGAUAAGCAAACUGCUAGUAAGACAGUAGCUUCAGGUUUAUCAGGCUCAGAUAAUCCUAAAAUAGUCAAAGGUGCAUCUAUUACUAAUAAGGGUAUUUCAACCAUACAACAAAACUAUUCCAUUAUAAAAUUGUUAUUAAGCGUGUUUACAAUGUUGUUAGUUUAUUGAUUAUCCUUAUAUACUGAUACUACUCAUACUGGUGGUGGUACUGGUGCCACAACAUUCUUAUUAUUAUUACUGCUGCCACAACUACUAUUACUACUAUUACUGCUACUAUGAAUACUACUCACAAAAAUCACAACAAAAUUCCGUUGACUGUUGACAUUCAUAAAAUUCAUAAAUAUAUACAUACAUAUAUACCACUUUCUUGUAAUUAAAAUAUAUACCAUUAUAUUAUAUUAUACAUUUAAGUUCUCUGUCAAUUAUAUUCAUGUGUUAUGGGUUAUAUUAAUACUAUUAUUAUUAUUAUUACUUUUAUUACUGUUAUUAUCAUCCCGAUUAUCAAACACUUCCAUCAACCAUCCUUAUUAUUCUGUUGAACAAUUUGUAAACUUUAUUAAUCAAAAUACAUUUAAAAUUGAAAAAAUAAACCCUAUGCUAUAUUCAUUCACUCGUUGAUUUAUUCAGCCAUAAAGUUGUUUUUUUGUGUGUUUGUGUUAUCCAACGUUUCUCGCCUACCUUUUUGGGGUGUGUGUGUGUGGGUG